UUUGUGCCAGCCUCUGGUGGUGUUUCGUAACAAGCAAACUGAUUUUCAUUUUUUUUUUUUCAGGAGAGCUGCAACAAGCACAGCGAGUGCUGUCCAGGAAGCUGUGUGGUAGAAGCCAAAAUACUCAUUAACAGCUGAGAUGGCUAACGAACAGAACCCGUGCCCAUGCAACAUUGGAGACAAGUUUGAAUACAAAGGACUUGGAAACGACAUUUCUGUUGGGCAUAUCAAGGCCUACCUGAACAAACCAUCCGUCAGCACUGACAAAGCUGUGAUAGUGAUUCAUGAUAUAUUCGGAUGGCAGCUACCUAAUACACGAUACAUAGCUGACUUGUUUACGUCCAAUGGAUACAUAUCAAUUUUACCAGACUUCUAUAAGGGAGAAGAACCUUGGAAACCAUCUGAUGACUGGUCUAUCUUCAAUGACUGGCUAAAAACACGAGAUGCCAAGAAUGUUGACAAGGAAACAGAUGUGGUUUUGAAGUAUCUGAAGGAACAAUGUAAUGCAAAGAAGAUAGGUGUUGUUGGGUUCUGUUGGGGUGGAGCUGCUGUUCAUCAUUUGAUGUUGAAAUAUUCGGAAUUUAAGACGGGCGUGUCUGUCUACGGAGCUAUCAAAUUAGCGGAGGGCCAUUGCAAUCUGAAGAGCCCCACAUUUUACAUUUUUGGAGAGAACGAUGAUGUCAUUCCUCUUGACCAAGUUGCUGAGCUGGAACAAAAACUAAAACAACAAUGCAAAGUUGAUUUUGAAGUGAAAAUUUAUCCUGGACAAACCCAUGGUUUUGUACAUCGCAAGAAUGAAGAUAUUAAUCCUCAAGAUAAACCUUAUAUUGAAGAAGGAAGGAGAGACAUUCUGAACUGGCUGCAUAGAUACAUGUAAAGGAUCUGUGUAAUAAAUAAAAAUGUCAGUAGCCACAAAGAAAUUAGCCCUAA
Molecule: messenger RNA, 930 nt
Organism: Pogona vitticeps (central bearded dragon)
Lineage: Eukaryota; Metazoa; Chordata; Lepidosauria; Squamata; Agamidae
Source: RefSeq, a predicted model, not a curated record